GUAUAUAAAUUCAUAUUGAUUCAAGUAAACACGGUAUUAUAAUAUUCUAGAAUAUUUCUAUGAACAUCCUGUCACUGUCAUAUUGUCAUUUUGGUUUGUACAAAUUCUUUCACGUUGAAAUUCAGUGUAGAGAGGAAUCAUGGGUCGUGUUAUCCGUGCCCAGCGUAAAGGUGCUGGAUCAGUUUUCAGAUCCCAUACCAAAAAAAGGAAAGGAGCACCCAAACUUCGUAAUCUCGAUUUUGCCGAAAGGCAUGGUUUCAUUAAAGGUGUAGUAAGAGAUAUAAUACAUGACCCCGGCCGUGGUGCCCCUUUGGCUGUAGUACAUUUCAGAGAUCCUUACAAGUUUCAAACUCGUAAGGAACUAUUCAUUGCUCCUGAAGGAAUGUAUACUGGGCAGUCAGUGUACUGUGGAAAAAAGGCUCAACUCCAAAUUGGUAAUGUCAUGCCAGUUGGAUCUAUGCCAGAAGGUACCAUAGUAUGUAACUUGGAAGAAAAAACCGGAGAUAGGGGUCGUUUGGCUAGGGCUUCAGGAAAUUAUGCCACUGUUGUUGCCCACAACAAUGACACCAAAAAAACUAGAGUGAAGUUGCCUUCUGGUGCUAAAAAAGUUAUCCCAUCCAACAAUAGAGCUAUGGUUGGUAUUGUUGCUGGUGGUGGUAGGAUAGACAAACCCAUCCUUAAAGCUGGUCGAGCUUAUCAUAAAUACAAAGUUAAGCGUAACUGCUGGCCUAAGGUUCGUGGUGUGGCUAUGAACCCUGUUGAGCAUCCUCACGGAGGUGGUAACCAUCAACACAUCGGUAAAGCUUCCACUGUUAAGAGGGGUACUUCUGCUGGUCGUAAGGUUGGUCUUAUUGCUGCCAGAAGGACUGGUAGGAUUCGUGGUGGAAAAGGAGAUAAGAAGGAUGAUUAGAAUUUUAAAGUUACAGCAGUUUUCUGUAUAUUUCAUUUGGAAUGUAUAUUUUUUCUGACUUCAGUGAAAUAUAGAGUUUGCUGUUA
Harmonia axyridis is the source of this 996-nucleotide messenger RNA. RefSeq names its product 60S ribosomal protein L8. Gene Ontology annotation, biological process: cytoplasmic translation. The transcript is spliced from 4 exons. The record is from RefSeq and is a predicted model, not a curated record. NCBI's taxonomy places the organism in Eukaryota, Metazoa, Arthropoda, Insecta, Coleoptera, Coccinellidae. Gene Ontology annotation, molecular function: structural constituent of ribosome; RNA binding. Bases 140 to 910 code for a protein of 256 amino acids. Gene Ontology annotation, cellular component: cytosolic large ribosomal subunit; ribosome.